Messenger RNA from Paramuricea clavata, 6615 nucleotides. The record is from the annotation of a GenBank genome assembly. Lineage: Eukaryota; Metazoa; Cnidaria; Anthozoa; Malacalcyonacea; Plexauridae.
GUCACACUGGCUGCGGUAACAGUACAGCAUUCUUUGUGACACCAUUGUUUGCAUUGUGAACAAGUCGUCCAAUCCUCGCCAGGCAUUGACUUUGACCAAAGUUCACCACAAAGUGAUAAAUUUUUUAGCCCACCAUUGACUCGGCGAUUUAAUACAUCCUAGUUUGGUACCAUGUAGGCAUUUGCAGCUUUCGUAUUGACAGUUCUUUCUUCUCAACUGCAGAGAUAGCAAGACAGAUUUAAUCCUCAUUCCAGUUUUCACGUUGAGUUUUGCAUACAUGGUUCCGGACCAUCCUAAAUAAAAUAAAAGUUAGUUUGAUUUGUGACAUGGACUAAGCUGUUUAUAGCAUAAAAUAUAUGACUAUGAACUUAGGCCGAGGGAAUUAAAGUCAUAGAAUACCGUCCUUAUAAUUUCAAAAAUAGAUGAGGCUUUUUUUCAUUAUUCAUUAUUUUUAGAAAUGUGUGAAAAUUGGUCGAACGUCAAUAAACCUGUUCAGUAAAAUGCCAGCAAUCUUUAAAACUAGGCAGCGAAUGCCUGCGAAGUGAAAGCUAUGCUGUACAAGUAGACUUUGCCCUUAAUACAUGACUUCUGCGAUGAAUUAUAGUUUAAAGUGUAGAUAAUUGUUGAAAUAACAAAAUAUUUUGAAAUAAUGAUUUUUUUGCGGCAGCAUUUUGGACAUGCGGGCGGAGGACGGUAUUCUAUGACUUUAAUUCCCUCGGCCUUAUGAUAAAUUAUAGAAUGAAAGUGAUUCAAUCAGAAAUAUAAACCCUUUUAACUUUCCCAAGCAGGAGGAAGUGGUAUUAAAUCAGCAAUUGAGGACUUCAAUAUAACACAGGUAGUACUGGUAAUAAUCCAAGAUAGUAUUUAUAUCAUACAGGGUGUAUCAAAAAAAGUAAGACAAUUUUGAAAUUGCUCUCAAUUCCACAAUUCUGUUCAUGAAAUGUAAUUUUUGCUAUAUAUGGAUUGCUUGAGUUCUUAAAUUGUGGAAAAUAUAAAAAAUUUUGAAAAUAGUAAAUUUUGCUAUCCAGGGGGGUGGUCAACUUUUGCUCUCCUAAAAGUGGCUUGCGCACGGAAAUGACAAACGGUAUUCUUUAUUUGAAUUCAUGUAUGAAAAGUUCGCUAUUUGUUGCAUUUAUGAUAAAAUUUCGGCAGGAUUUUACCGAGUACAAAUCCUCCAAAAAGCCUAUGAAAACGUUACAUUUUUCUCUGUUGGUGCUGUUCUGGCUUCAUUAUGAAUUCAUUUUUACUCCCAUGAGAGUUCCGUGGAAUUUCCAUGGAAUUUGUGCUUUCGAGUUGUUUGUGCUGAAACGUAUUCUCUCGUAUAAUACCCCGUACACUUUGAAAUGGCGAUGCCACAAUUUACUCCGCAGCAGAGAGCUUUUAUGGUAUCAGAGUUCCUCCGUAGCAACAACAUAAACUUGGUUCGCCAAAGUUCACGAAAGAAUAUCCAGAUGCAUGUACGAUGCCCUUCACGUGCGAAUACAUGAAGGCAUCGUACAUCUGGAUAUUCGUUCGUGAAACUUUGGCAACAAGGGCCACAAGUUUAUCAGUUUCUAACUGUCGCGUGUUACCCUCAGUAAAUAAAGCCUUUCACUUCACUUCACAACCAAGUUUAUGUUGUUGCUACGGAGGAACUCUCUGCUGCGGGGUAAAUUGUGGCAUCGCCAUUUCAAAGUGUACGGAGUAUUAUACGAGAGAAUGCGUUUCAGCACAAACAACUCGAAAGCACAAAUUCCAUGGAAAUUCCACGGAACUCUCAUGGGAGUAAAAAUGAAUUCAUAAUGAAGCAAGAACAGCACCAACAGAAAAAAUUGUAAUGUUUUCAUAGGCUUUUCGGAAGAUUUGUACUUGGUAAAAUCCUGCCGAAAUUUUAUCAUAAAUGCAACAAAUAGCGAACUUUUCAUACAUAAACUCAAAUAAAGAAUACAGUUUGUCAUUUCCGUGCGCAAGCCACUUUUAGGAGAGCAAAAGUAGACCACCCCCCUGGAUAGCAAAAUUUACUAUUUUCAAAUUUUUUUAUAUUUUCCAUAAUUUAAGAACUCAAGCAAUCCAUAUAUAGCAAAAAUUACAUUUCAUGAACAGAAUUGUGGAAUUGAGAGCAAUUUCAAAAUUGUCUUACUUUUUUUGAUACACCCUGUAUAAAUGUAUCAGUAUCUAUAAUGUCCUCAGUCCUCUCAACUUGUGGGCUUGACUACAGACUAUUCAAACUCUUUGUGGAUGCCUGGCUUCUACACUUUUCAUGUUUAUCACCUGACUUGGUGUAGAGCCUUCAUUAGAAAAUCUUGCAGAGCAAUAUGCCCACUGGUGGUAAUUCCAGAACAUGACAGAUCCUUCUACAACUUCCACCAUCUGCAGGACGAAAUAAAUCAAAUGUCAAGAUUUUGCCAGAUUUGACAAAAAUGAUUAUACUGACAGAAAAUUUAUACCCUAUAUUCUGCAGCCAAAUUUCCAUCAAGCAUUUUUGCACCAAAUUUAUUAUUUUACUCUGUCUAACGGAAAACAACUUUACUCUGUCAAAUGCCAAAUCAUUAUGUUUUACUAUAUGUCUAAUGACAGACAAUUUUAUUUGUUAAGUGGAGAGUCUGGAACAUUAAUGGAACAAAUAUUUAAUAAAAUAACAAAGGACUAAAAGUAGGGCACAUUGCUUCUAAAUAUGCCAACACAGCAGCUUUUGCGGUUAAUUAUUAACCUUUCAAUAACCAACACUCAUCUUGAUGAGUAAAAUCAUCUGAUAAUUAACUAUCAAAGUACUGAAGGUGAGGAGUGUUAGGAUGAAUUGCAUCUAAAUGUGUUAACAACAAACAAUGCAAAAUAGUCUGGUGUUAGACAGGCCAAAAUAUUGAGCUUUGAAAUAGAGCAGAUUAGUGUGAAUUGGGUCUUAAAGAGUUUACACAUAACACAGGGGGACAGUGAGAUCAGUGGCGUAACUACUAUGGGCUCGGACCGGGAGAACCCGGGGGCCCUCAGCCCCAACGGGGGCCCCCAGGCUCAGGCUAUAGCCUAUAGAGCAACAAUGCCAUUCUCUGACCAUCAGAAUUAUGUAAAAUCUCUCCCCAAAGUCUGGGAAAUGGCAUUUCAGAGAGUCUAGAUUCAAAUAUUUUCUGGGUGAGCAUGCUCUAGACCCACUAGAAAACUUGUGCAUAUACGGCGCUCGACUUGUGGCUCUGGCAAUUUUACUAGGGGGGCCUUCGAAAAGUUUGAACCGGGGGCCUUCGAAAAGUUUGAACCGGGGGCCCCUUGAUAUAACGUUACGACACUGAGCAAAAUAACCUAUCAAAGUUGUCCACUCUCUUUCACAAGUAAAAUAUUUGAUCUGGUGUUAGACAAGGUAAAAUAAAAAAGUACUGAAAGUUGAGCAUAUUCAUCCUAACGAGUUAGUGUGAAAUGUAAGUAAAGAGUCUCGUUAACUUGAAUAUACCAUCACAUAGUUAAAUGUUAAUUUCAUAAAAAAAUAUGGAGAAUUUUCCUGGCAUUACACUAAGGCUAACAUAUUUUAAUUCAUAUUGACUGGUGCAAUUACACCUCUCCCAAUGAAAUAUCAAUUUUAAUUGGAUAUCAGAAUCUUAGGAAGGUUGCUGCUGAUUUGAGCAAGUAGAUAAAUUUUCAAACUAUAUAUGUAAUAUGAGCAUGCAUAUAGUACUAUAUAGUCUAUAUGUAUAGGCAUGCUUAAUGUCUGCAAUUAAUCUUGCAUAUACAGUUUAAUUUUGAAACAAAUGAUAGCGAUAUUACAUUUAUUAAACGACGUUUCGAUGCUACAGCGUGCAUCAUUUUCAAGUUAUAGUAUUACAUAUAUUGCGUUGAUUUAAAUUAAACCGUUCGUGUCACGUUAGCAAAUUAUUGCGUAAGCAUGCAAAAUUUAAAUUUAUAUGACGUAAUAAAUUACAUAAAUUACAUUUAAAAAACGGAUACCUACAACUACAAGCUCGCAAAAUGGCUCGACGAGAAGCUAAAGCCUCUUUCCACCAACGAGUACACUAUUCCUGAUCCCCUCUUAUUCUCCGAAGAAUUGCGAAAGAAAGAAAUCCAAGAUGGUGAAAUCCUAGUCUCGUAUGAUGUUUCCUCCCUCUUUACCAACGUCCCGGUUGAUGAGACAAUAGAAAUCCUGGUAGACAAAGCAUUUCAUAACGAGUGGUUCAACAAGACAUAUCAUCUACAACUCGAAAGAUCGGAACUAGCCAACUUGUUGAACUUGGCUGUGAAGAACCAACUUUUCCAGUUAGACGGUAAGCUGUACCAGCAGGUAGACGGCGUUGCGAUGGGAUCACCACUUGGCCCCUUGAUGGUGAACACCUUCAUGUGUUCCAUUGAACAGAAACUCGUUGACAACAACCGUAUGCCCUCGUUUUACCACCGUUUUGUUGAUGACACCAUUACCACCCAACGAAGUUUAGCAUCGGCGGAAGAUUUUCUUAAUACCCUCAACAACUGCCAUCCAUCCUUGAAUUUUACAAUGGAAUGUGAAGUCGACGGGAAGCUGCCUUUUCUUGGUAUGGAAGCGAUAAGAACGCAUGGCCAUAUCGAAACAAAAGUCUACGUCAAACCAACAAAUACCGGCCUCCUUCUUCACUACCAAAGCCAUGUCGAUCGUAGAUAUAAGAAAUCAUUGAUUACUACCAUGCUAAACCGUUUAUCGUCAUCCUGGAAACACUUUGUGGAAGAGUGUGAUCGUCUAAAGAGCGUUUUUGCCAAUCUACGAUAUCCUCUCAGACUCGUUGACUCAAUCAUCUCUGAGUUUGUAACCAAGAAAUACGCAGAAAUCAACAGCACGACCCCAACUGAGUAUGUGAAAAGAGAUGUGAUUUGCGUGGCCCUGCCGUUUAAAGAUCAGAAGUCGUCUGAUAUCGUGCGAAGACAACUCGCAGGCCUUGGUACGGUGAUUGGUAGAGCAUUAGAGCCAGUAUUUAAAAGUAGAAAGAUCAAAGAAGAAGUUAAAGUUCACGAGAUGAAACCACCAAUUGUAAAUCAACAACGCGUUGUGUAUAGAUAUAAAUGUGAUCUGUGCGAUGCAGAUUAUGUUGGCUAUACUAGUCGGCACUUACAUCAGCGCAUUGAUGAGCACAAGCGAUCGGUAAUCGGGAAACAUAUGAGGGAAGAUCACGAAGAGGAUGUGUCGAGAAUUGAAGGUUGCUUUUCAAUUCUACGAAAAUGCCAAGGAAAGUAUGAGUGUCUUCUAUACGAAAUGCUGUAUAUUAAGGAACUAUCGCCGUCCUUGAACACUCAAUCGGACUCGAUUCGUUCAAAACUUUAUACUUAAUCCUAUAAUUAAUGGGCUUUAUGUUUGUUUUGUUUAGUAUGUUUGUUUGUUGUUGUUUUUUGUGUACAUGUUAUAUAUUUAUGAAAGACAGAAAUAUGGUUAAUCUGUUUUAUGUUUUCUUUUAAAUGUAAUUUAUGUAAUUUAUUACGUCAUAUAAAUUUAAAUUUUGCAUGCUUACGCAAUAAUUUGCUAAUGUGACACGAACGAUUUAAUUUAAAUCAACGCAAUAUAUGUAAUACUAUAACUUGAAAAUGAUGCACGCUGUAGCAUCGAAACGUCGUUUAAUAAAUGUAAUAUCGCUAUCAUUUGUUUCAAAAUUAUUUUCAAAAAAGUUUUUGAUUAAAAGUUCAUAUACAGUUUAUAGCAUAUACAAAUAUAUUAACCAAUAAACAUUGAAAAGUCUAAUUCAAAUAUAAAACUCUUAUAGUAGCAUUUAUUGAAGUAUAAAAGACAGAUAAAUAUAUUUAUAUCAGCGUUCUAAUCCAUUAUUGUCGCGGCAAAUUCAAAUUUUAAACCGAUCGAAACACAUGUGACAUGCUCGAAUUUCACGAAUGAAUAUUGGACAAGGUAUUCCUUUAUAAUUUGCUUUAUUAUAAACAAAAUAUAAACAUAUGCUCACCUGAACAUUAUACAAACAUCGCUGAUGUAUUACUAGUGAAAAUCCAGUUGAAUCUCAUCAAAAAUAGUUCUAUUUUGAACAUAUAAAGCAUUCACAAACAAAAAAUUUAUAAAAUAUCGGAGGUGUGAUGACCUAUCCCAAGAUGCUUUGUGUGUGUGGCAAAAAACUAGACACCAGUCUGUUGGUCGCGCACAUUAAUUGCGGUAAUUAUUCAUUUAAUUAAUGUUAGAAUAAAUUUAUUUUCCAAUCCUAUAGGAAUUUUUAUUUCCUAUAUGUAUAUUAGUAUAUAUAUAGGAAUUUCGUUUUCCUAAAGGAAUUUUUUCACCAUUUUCAAAUCUUAUAUGAAUUCUUAUAGGAAUUUUCAAAUCCUAUAGGAAUUUCAUUUCUUAUAGGAAUUCCUAUAAGAAAUUUUCGUAAGUGUUGGCAUAGCAUUGCCAUAGAAAUCAUAUGCAUAUGUAUGGAUUCUCUAUUGGAGGCCAGAACCACACCAAGUUCAGACUCCAUAUAAUUCCCAUAGAUAUGGGAAGUAUAUGGCACAACCAAGUGUGGACUACCAUAUAAUUCCCAUAUAUGGGAAUUAUAUGGGACAACCAAGUGUGUAUAUAAUUCCCAUAGGUAUGGGAAGUAUAUGGGACAACCAAGUGUGGACUACCAUAUAAUUCCCAUAGAAUUGGUUAUAUGUAAAAGCAUGCCAUUGAUAUGGAUUACCUAUGGACCAAGUAACCCCACAGAUUUCCCAUAG